Messenger RNA from Penicillium nucicola, 660 nucleotides. RefSeq names its product negative cofactor 2 transcription regulator complex subunit BUR6 (gene nctA). Gene Ontology annotation, biological process: positive regulation of transcription by RNA polymerase II; transcription by RNA polymerase II; negative regulation of transcription by RNA polymerase II. Gene Ontology annotation, cellular component: nucleus; negative cofactor 2 complex. Gene Ontology annotation, molecular function: protein heterodimerization activity; core promoter sequence-specific DNA binding; transcription coactivator activity. The record is from RefSeq and is a predicted model, not a curated record. The coding region runs from base 1 to 660 and encodes 219 amino acids. The transcript is spliced from 2 exons. NCBI's taxonomy places the organism in Eukaryota, Fungi, Ascomycota, Eurotiomycetes, Eurotiales, Aspergillaceae.
AUGACAGAGGACUAUCGGCCUCGUUCUCCUGAUUUUUCUUCUCCCUCUCAUCCUCCUCCCUCUUCUUCCUCUUUUCGCAAUCCGAGCGUGUCCCAGCUGUACGUUCCACCAUUUGAGGACAUGGCCCGUCGCUCAACCCGUCUUGCCCAGCCUGAAAUCGCAAUGCCCGAAUAUAUGCCUGAACAAAUCACCGAACCCGCGCCUGAGCCCGUCUCCGAAUACGUUCCGGAGCUUCCGCUACCUGCGCCGGUGAAGGAAGAAGAAAUGGCUCCAGCUCCAGCUGUGGCCCCACUCGGGGCAGGGAUCGAAGUAAAGACCAAGUUCCCUGUGGCGCGCAUUAAGCGCAUCAUGCAAGCCGAUGAGGACGUCGGAAAGGUCGCUCAGGUGACGCCAAUUGCUGUGUCUAAGGCUCUCGAACUCUUCAUGAUCUCACUCGUCACCAAAGCCGCACAAGAAGCCAAGGAUCGCAAUUCCAAGCGCGUUACUGCCUCGCAUCUGAAGCACGCUGUUGCCAAGGACGAGGUUCUCGAUUUUUUAGCCGACAUCAUCGCCAAGGUGCCGGAUCAACCAGCGGGCCGCAAACACGAGGAUGACGGCAGCGAUCAGAACGAGGGACGCCGCAAGCGGGGAGGUCGGCGACCCAAGGAGGAGAGCGAUUGA